AUGGCCUUCCCUUGCGCUGAUAAUGUCCACCACCGCAUCGAAAUUGUGUACCACGAAUCUUUGGAUACUACGUUCCAGACUUCCCUUGAUUUUGGCAUCCACCUGGAGCAGUUCUGCUCUUGGUAUUUUGAGGACGUCAAGAAAAUGGGCAAAGUCAUUAAGAUCGAGAUCCCCCUGUUCUCCACCCCCAACGGCAACCACGAGGCUCGCAGCCAGUUCGCUGUUUAUGUCAAGAAUCAAGCUCAGGAUAAUGGAGAAGAGGCCUUUGAUGAGGACUUCAGCUUGGAGAGAGAUGACCUGGGAGACCUUGACAGAGCUGCCUACAGUACUGAGCACCCCACCCCCUCUGACAACAAUGACCUCCCCAUGGAGGAUGCUACGGCCGUUUCUACAGCAACCCGGACCAGGACAAGACGCGCAGUAACCAAGACCGCGGUUGCCACAGCAGCUAAGACCAUCACCAAAGCAUCCAACAACAUCUACACUAAAGAAGGAAAUCAACCUGUCAACAACGCCAACCUCCGCUGA
Molecule: messenger RNA, 528 nt
Organism: Linnemannia hyalina
Lineage: Eukaryota; Fungi; Mortierellomycota; Mortierellomycetes; Mortierellales; Mortierellaceae
Source: the annotation of a GenBank genome assembly